Messenger RNA from Darwinula stevensoni, 892 nucleotides. The record is from the annotation of a GenBank genome assembly. NCBI's taxonomy places the organism in Eukaryota, Metazoa, Arthropoda, Ostracoda, Podocopida, Darwinulidae.
CUUGGGGAAUAGGGCUGGAGCGAAGAGCAUUUGGUUGGUGUCGUUGCAAACAUGGCGGAUACCAUGCGGGAGACUGUCUCUGCGAUGUUGAAGGGCAUCGAUAGGUAUAAUCCAGAGAAUCGUGAAACAUUGGAGCUAUACAUCGAGUUGCAGGCAAGGGACAAUGAAUACGACCUGGAGGCAAAUCUUGCAGUUCUCAAACUGUACCAAUUCAAUCCUGAAUUCUACAAGACUCAAAUUACUGCCCUCAUCCUCUUAAAAGCACUGACUAAUCUCCCGCAUACGGAUUUUGUACUCUGCAAAUGUCUCCUGGCGCAAGAACAUCUGCAAGAAAAUACCAUCUUACGAAUCAUGUACAUGGCUGAUCUGUUGGAGAUGUGUCGCUUCAAGGAAUUCUGGGAGAAGAUUCAAGAAUCACCAGACCUGGUGAUGGGUAUCACGGGUUUUGAAGACUCCAUCCGCCGAUUUAUCUGCCAUGUCAUCAACAUUACAUUCCAGCGCAUUGAGAAGACCAAAUUGGUUGACCUCCUUGGGGGCGUCUCUGAACUGAUGCUGAAAGAAUGGAGUGACAAACAUGGAUGGCGAGACAAUGGAGAUGGCUUCAUGUUCAUUGCAAAUCAGGAAGAAAAUGUGAAAACAAAGAACAUCACUGAGAAAAUAGACUUUGAGAGUGUAGCUGGAAUCAUGGCUGCUUGCAGGUGAAUCCAAUGUGGCUUCAUUGGUCUAUCAUUUUGCUGACAUGAAGGAUGUGUGGAUUCAAUAGAGUGUUGAUGGACUUCAUUCAUUGAUGAGACACUGCCCUUUUUAGGGCUUGGGAUUGGCUGGUUUUAACAACACCAAACAUUAGCACUUUUGCUAAUAUUGGCCCCUUACCCCAUCACUGAAUCAAGGC